Messenger RNA from Sphaeroforma arctica JP610, 1221 nucleotides. RefSeq lists its product as hypothetical. The transcript has 7 exons. The record is from RefSeq and is a predicted model, not a curated record. NCBI's taxonomy places the organism in Eukaryota, Ichthyosporea, Ichthyophonida. The annotation marks the transcript as partial.
AGACGAGUGACCAGUCGGUGGCCUCCUUGCUUACAGCCAUGCUGCAGAUGUCCAGAGAUUCCGUCGGUUGCGUUCCUUCGCACUUGGAGACCGAUCAAGGUGGAAUCAGUUUCUGCGUUGACGAAUUCGAAACCGGCACGAUAUGCGCCCUCUUCCAUGACCUGAGUGUUCCUGAAGAUUUAGGACAUAUACUGGCGUCGGAGAUGCUGCAUCUGUUCAUCGAGGACAAUCGGACCGUGUUAGUGAACACGGGACGGCCUAGUAUGAGCUCUACAUAUGUAUUUCCGGACCGGCGCAUAGCCCAAACUGUGCGGAAUUCGAUGACAACGCUCUUAGACAAUUUACAAGACGAACCGGGUAUACGAAUAUGCGGCCUAUCAAACCAGGACAGUUGCGACCCUUUCUUCACCCGAAUUGCGGUGGACCAGCACGCAUUCGAUGCGAACAUAACGGGAGUGAUAGAAAGCGCCGCCUUUUUGUUGGGGAAACUCUGUGACGGGCUCGAUAAUAUAUCAAUGUCAAUGGGAGUCAGCACAGCCCAUUGCACUAAGGUCGAUGAAGAGCAAUGGUUCGUGGUGGUGGCGGACAACGUACUCUCCAAUAUAAGCAGUGUCAGACAAACAGCCGAUGUUCUGAAAAAGGCUUUUUCCAUCGCAACAUCUUUAGACUGAAAUAUAGUCUACACAGGCGCGUGAUCAUGCAAGAGUGGGUUCACGGAUGAGCGUUUGUUACAAUAGCAUGUAUAUUGAAGCAACGGAUGUUCUGUAGGUCAUGUGUCUUUCGUAGAAUCGACAUGAUAGACAGGGCAGGCGUAACACGAGUCGGGUAACAAAAUAUAGCCGCGAAGAAUCCGAGCGUUCAGAUUAUUCGUGGCUAUAUUUGGUUACCCGAAUGAAGGGGUUCCUUUGCCAAUCUUGUCCGCUCAGGUUACUACACCUAGUCCCUUUGACGCAGCCAGGACAAUAUAAAAUAGAUACUAGUAUUUGAAUCAAUCCAGGCAGACUUUCCAACACAACACGCUUUUAACCUCUGGCUAAAUCAAGAGUGAACUUUAUGCACCAGUGAUUAUGCGAACGACAGUCACAGCACACACAAGAUGCUUUGUCUGACCUGUCUCAUGUCUGAAAGGUGACGGGUGAGGUGAUCCAAGUUUCAACAAUCAGCUCAAGUCCCGGAUUGCGAUUCGGACAAAACAAACAUAGUAUUUUUUUAUAAAAAAAC